Messenger RNA from Ceratosolen solmsi marchali, 1121 nucleotides. It is a transcript of the gene Polr1F, whose product is annotated as RNA polymerase I subunit F. Gene Ontology annotation, cellular component: RNA polymerase I complex. The record is from RefSeq and is a predicted model, not a curated record. Bases 267 to 1121 code for a protein of 284 amino acids. Gene Ontology annotation, biological process: transcription elongation by RNA polymerase I; DNA-templated transcription initiation. The transcript has 6 exons. Lineage: Eukaryota; Metazoa; Arthropoda; Insecta; Hymenoptera; Agaonidae.
AGUAAACGUGUUUAUAAAGAUGUAGUCUAUCAGGUAUAGAAAGUAAAAUUUUAAUUUGAGAUAUAUGUAGUUUAUAAAACAGAAGGUUCAAAAAGUUUAAUUAUAUUAAAAUUUAAUGAUUCUUUAAUAAGUUAUUAUGUAUAUUACAAGUAUCAUGAAUUCACACGUGUAGUAUGUUUGGUUUCUCUGGUACAUAACCUUAACAUUAGGAAUUAUUAGCGGCGAAACUUAUUUUAUAGUUUUUUUUUUUACUAAUUAAAUUUGAAAUGGGGUUUAAAACAAUAACUGGUAUACAAUGGACAAAUUUGGAAUUAAGAGGUUUAUUAGAGGACGUGGAUUCUUGUGUUUAUUUAGAAAAAGUUCAAAAGCAUUUGGGACUCCAUCCUUUUCAUUUAACCAACUUGAACGAAGCCCUUCGAGAAAUUCUUAACGCCAGUCUCAAUUUUUAUGACUCGGAAUUGAACGGCUUAUUAUUAGCUUACAAGAAUCCAAAAAUUUUAUCUCCUUUAGGAGAUAUAUUAUAUGAUACAUGUUUUGUACAUAUAGAUAUUGAAGCAGAUUUUUAUGUUUUUAAACCAGAGAUAGGACGAAGUUUAAAAGGUUUUGUAAAUAAGAAAGGUACAAAACAUAUAGGUAUUUUAGUUCAUAAAGCUUUUAAUGUUUCUUUACCUAAACCUGACGAUACUGAAAAUGAGGAAGAUUGGCCUGGUAAUAAAGUAAAAGUUGGCCAAGAAAUAAGAUUUACACUUGAUAAAAUAGAUUAUACAACAAGGCUUCCAUAUAUUCGUGGUUCAUUAAAUAAAGAAGAAUAUUUGAAUGGCUGUCAACCAUUUGACGAGCAAAUUGCAUCUACUUAUGAAUCUGAAUAUAAUAAAAGUAACAAUGGGAAUAUUAAAGAAGAAUGCAGAGCUGUUAAAAAUAAGUCGAAAAUGAAAAAUAAAAAAAUAAUUUUUAAUUAUUCUGAUACAGAGAAAAGAAAAAGAAAAUCUUCAUCUAUUUGUGAAUUAGAAUCAGAAUUAUUGGAACAGAAACUUACAAUUGAAGCAGAUAAAGAAAGAGAAGUUAAGGGCAAGUACUUUGUAAAAACGAUAACUACAAAGGAAAAAGAUAUUGUUACAUAA